AAAUAUUUUAAAAAAGAAAAAGAGUCUGCGAAUGUAACUGGAUUAAGAAUCUUGAGAUGAGAUCAUCUGAAUUACCCAGGUGUGCCACGUCAUUUCUGGUGGUCUCCACUUUCCAUGCCCCACAGCACUUGAGGAAUAUGGAAGGGGCAAACCUGAGCCAAGGGGUGGAGUUUGAGCUCUUGGGCCUCACCAGUGACCCCCAGCUCCAGACACUGCUCUUCGUGGUGUUCCUGGGCAUGUACAUCGUCACUCUGCUGGGGAACCUGAUCAUGUUCCUUCUCAUCCAUGUGAGUGCCACCCUGAACACGCCCAUGUACUCCCUCCUGAAAAGCCUGUCCUUCUUGGAUUUGUGCUACUCCUCCACGGUUGUCCCCCAGACGCUGGUGAACUUCUUGGCCAAGAGGAAGGUGAUCUCCUAUCUUGGCUGCAUGGCUCAGAUGUUCUUCUAUGCUGGUUUCGCCACCAGUGAGUGCUAUCUCAUUGCUGCCAUGGCUUACGACCGCUACGCUGCUAUUUGCAACCCCCUGCUCUACCCUGUCACCAUGUCUCCUGAGGUCUGUGCCUCUCUGAUUGUAGGCUCCUACUGUGCAGGAUUCCUCAAUUCUCUUAUCCACACAAGCUGUAUCUUCAGUUUGAAAUUCUGUGGUGCUCACGUGGUCACUCACUUCUUCUGUGAUGGACCUCCCAUUCUGUCUCUGUCUUGCGUGAACACCCUGCUGUGUGAGAUCCUGCUCUUUAUUUUUGCUGGUUUCAACCUUUUGAACUGCACCCUUACCAUCUUGGUUUCCUACCUCUUAAUUCUCAUCACCAUCCUGAGAAUGAACUCAGCCCAGGGCAGGUUCAAGGCCUUUUCCACCUGUGCUUCCCACCUCACUGCUGUGUGUCUCUUCUACGGCACAACACUUUUUAUGUACCUGCGCCCCAAGUCCAAAUACUCCCUGGCUCAAGAUCGCAUAGUUGCAGUGAUCUACACGGUGGUGAUCCCAAUGCUGAACCCCCUUAUCUAUUCUUUGAGAAACAAAGAUGUGAAGAAAGCCUUAAGAAAGGUUUGGAGCAGGGAAAUAAUGGAAUGA
Messenger RNA from Miniopterus natalensis, 1073 nucleotides. It is a transcript of the gene OR5AU1, whose product is annotated as olfactory receptor family 5 subfamily AU member 1. Gene Ontology annotation, molecular function: G protein-coupled receptor activity; olfactory receptor activity. Gene Ontology annotation, biological process: G protein-coupled receptor signaling pathway. The record is from RefSeq and is a predicted model, not a curated record. NCBI's taxonomy places the organism in Eukaryota, Metazoa, Chordata, Mammalia, Chiroptera, Miniopteridae. Gene Ontology annotation, cellular component: membrane.